AUGCUGCCCCUGCUUCUCGUCCUCUUUGCUCUGAGUCCCCAGGCCUGGGGCUUUCCCACCAUAGUCUCCCGCAAGGAGUGGGGGGCUAGACCUCUCACCUGCAGGGCCCCCCUGAGCCCACCCGUGCCCUUCCUCAUCACGGAGCAGCUCACCGGGAUGGAGUGCCCGGAGCAGACCCUCUGCAGYGAGAUGCUGCGGGGCCUACGGUUCCAUUCUGUCCACACCAAAGGCUGGUGCGACGUAGCCUUCAACUUCCUGGUUGGGGACGAUGGCCGGGUGUACGAAGGUGUUGGCUGGAAUGUCCAGGGUUCGCACACCCAAGGCUACAACAACGUCUCCCUGGGCAUUGCCUUCUUUGGCAAUAAGAUAGGCAGCAGACCCAGCCCUGCUGCCUUAUCAGCUGCAGAGGGCCUGAUCUUCUAUGCCAUCCAGAAGGGUCACCUGUCACCCAGGUACAUUCAGCCACUUCUCUUGAAAGAAGAGACCUGCCUGGCCCCUCAGCACCCAGGGGUGUCCAGUAAAGCUUGCCCCGACAUCACCCCACGGUCUGCUUGGGAGGCCAGAGAGACACACUGCCCUCAAAUGAGCCUCCCAGCCAAAUACGUCAUCAUCAUCCACACUGCCGGGACCAGCUGCAGUGUGUCCAUGGACUGCCUGAGCAGCGUCAGAGACAUACAGUCCUUCCACAUGGACAAGCUAGACUUCUGUGACAUCGGCUACCACUUCCUGGUGGGCCAGGAUGGUGCCGUGUAUGAAGGCGUUGGCUGGAAUGUCCAAGGCUCCCACACCUACGGAUACAACGACAUUGCUCUGGGAAUUGCCUUCAUAGGCAACUUUGUAGAAAAACCUCCGAAUGCAGCCUCCCUGGACACAGCCCAGGACCUGAUCCAGUGUGCCGUGGUCAAGGGGUACCUGGACCCCAACUACCUGCUGGUGGGCCACAGUGAUGUGGCUAACCUUCUGUCCCCUGGGCAGGCUUUGUACAACAUCAUCAAAACGUGGCCUCACUUCAAACACUGAGGGGGGCCCGCUCCUGAGGCUGCUCUCCCU
Urocitellus parryii (Arctic ground squirrel) is the source of this 1050-nucleotide messenger RNA. Its product is annotated as peptidoglycan recognition protein 3-like. Gene Ontology annotation, molecular function: zinc ion binding; N-acetylmuramoyl-L-alanine amidase activity. The record is from RefSeq and is a predicted model, not a curated record. Gene Ontology annotation, biological process: peptidoglycan catabolic process. Lineage: Eukaryota; Metazoa; Chordata; Mammalia; Rodentia; Sciuridae.